Amoebophrya sp. A25 is the source of this 1361-nucleotide messenger RNA. NCBI's taxonomy places the organism in Eukaryota, Dinophyceae, Syndiniales, Amoebophryaceae. The record is from the annotation of a GenBank genome assembly.
GGACGAAGGACUCCUUGAUGCCUCAAUCUCCAAUACACUCUAGUACCGAACAGCUUGAACCCGAACAUGACUCCUUCACUGUGCCUUCGCUGCCCCUACAUAAUAACACCGGAACAAGUGUGCUUUUCGGGUUCUCGUUGGAUCACUUGAAGAUACAAUCGGAGCAAAGCGAUGACAAGUCAAGCACCAAAACGGCGCCACGCACGACUCUGGGGUCAUCAAUCGUGAUGCGGACAUUCUGUAACUGUACUGAUGCUGGGGAGCCGACGCUAUUCUCAGCUACCAAUGAACUACUCCACACCGGGGAAGAAUCCAACAGAGUAGUGAGAUUGGUCCAAGUGCCACUAGCUCUUUGUGCACAAGUAUUCGUAUCCAACAAUACAGCCGCCAGUCACCAUCAACAUCUCGAAGAGGCUUCAUCGCGUCAUCGAGAUCUCGAGACUCUUUCCACACAGGACAAAUCCUCAGAAGAGAAUCCACAUCCCUCCACUAGCAUGGACACUGCAGCAUCUCCUGUAGCCUCCUCUCCUGAAGCCGGAGCGGACAUCCUCCACUUCCUGCAAGAAAAAGCGCGCCUUGAGCUCGGUCUCCACAGGCUCCAAAACUUUGUGCUACAGUUCCUGCAUACUUUACACAAUCAUCUCGCCUUCUGCACACACGUUACCACCGGCACGACAUCGAGUGGGCAACAGAGUACAGACCUUGUGGACAUUAAGAGGACAUACAGCAAUUAGAGUAGAUAGCCAGAUCUUCUCUACUUCCUUCAAACAUGAGGAUGAGACUCUUCUUUGAUUAAAAGUGAUGUUUGUGGAGAUUGAAAUAUCUCCGAGACGGUCUUUCUUUGUGCGAUUGCAGUCCUGUGCAGUAAGUAUGUUGUCUCAGGGUGUGCGUACAAGGACAUACCGAGCUGGUAGUUUUUACCAAUGGACUUCCCUAUCGAUGACAAUUAUCAUAAACAUUCGACUACUUUUUCGGCCCGCUUUGUGCCGCAAUCGAAGCGUUCAUGACCUUCUGCGUCUUCCUGGCUGCGUUGAACGAGCGCGUAAAGUGCCUACUGGGCCGUCGGAUACAAGAUCAGGCACGAACUGGCUUCUUCGACGUUUCGCCUUUGUGGAAGGUCAGCUCUUCGCAGAUCCGUCUGCAAAAGCAGCGCAUUGCGCAAGAUUCUCACGAAAGUGUUCGGACCAGUGAUAAUCUGUCUCGUGCGACUCCGGAAAGAGAAAGUACUGUCACUACUCACGGGAGCAGUCGACGUCUCCAAGAAGAUGACCAAGAAGAGGCAGCAUCUUUUUAUGUUUUCGCACGACAGGAGGAAAGGUUAGCCUACUUGCGGAUCUUCGAAUCCGAGCUCGAGUCCGUUC